CAAGUUUCAAGCCGAGGUGAGAGCAGUCCGAUCAUAGAUGUCUACUCUGCAGCUCUUUCGGCGAAUCCGACCACCCAUCUGAACACGAGGAGUGCGCGUGUAACUCCAGAUCGGUAUAAGACUCAUGCUUAUUGGAGAGCCUCUGGAAACAAAUCUGAAGACACACAUCGGGCCCUCUUGUCCUAAGCACUAGAAUGCAACCUUUGGAAGAAUCUCUGGCUGAUCUCCAGCUGUCCUCUGACUUCUCGCUCCUAUUCUCCUCGAGCGAUUAUAAUUUCACGGAUGAGACUGUGCCACCUCGUCCACCACAUGAAGGUACUUUUCACCACGAGAUGUCUCAAGCCCCUGCUGCCUCGCCGUGGUCUGGCUCGCACGCACCCGGCGGGUCGCCAUCUUCCCAUCAAGAUGGCACCUCUUUCUACCACGGCGACGCACCGUACAACCAUGUCGACCCAUCUUUCCACCCCGUCAAUUCAUGGGUUGGCAUUCCGCCGCUUGAACUGCAGCUGCAGACUUUCGAGGGAAUCACCGUGACAUCGUUCGAUAGCUCUCCCCAGCGUAGCACGUUCGUCACGGCCAACUCAUCUGACUAUGACCAGCCUCCGGGGGCCGAUAAGGCUCUGAUUGGCGCCGAGUCGCCGCACACUGAGUUCAGCGGAGUGAGUCCCGCUGGCAGUACAAGCUCGAGUCUCCUUCCGUACGGCAGCCCCGCGACUUUCGAGUCCGACACCGAGGCCGCGCACAACGGCUGGAACACGAACCUCUUGUAUCCACCGGUCCAUCGCCGACGCGGCUCGAAUGCAUCCAGCAACGCAUCCUCGAUCUCGCUCGAGAGCACCCAGAGUCACCCCCACCGCGCCGCUGUGAACACAUCUGCUGCAGCCCAGAGAGCGUCGACAGCUCGGCGCGUGCGGGAUGCCAUCCACGCAUGCCAGCUGUGCUCGGGCACGUUCACCGCCCUGAAUGGUCUCAAAAAUCAUAUGUACAGGCACUUCAAUGUUCGUCCCUUCAGUUGCACAUUUUGCGGAGACAGUUUCAGGACCAAGGCCACUCAGCAACGGCACACUAGAACGAAGCAUCUGGCUAAUAUUUGAAACAGUUUUUGACCUCCAUCUUUGCCUCUUGUCGCUUAUAAUUUGCAGCUAUAUACGUAUUUAUUAUACUUGUGUCCGUUUAUGCCAAUCGUCUCUGGCUCCUUAUUUGUACUGCGCUGAUAAUUCCCGUCUAUAGACCCGCUGUAUUAUCUCUGUUAAAUGCUUGAAUUCAAAUCGAUCAUACGUAAAGAUACAUUAUCGAGACCGUAGCAUUUCGAAGAU
This is a messenger RNA of Mycena citricolor, 1316 nucleotides long. NCBI's taxonomy places the organism in Eukaryota, Fungi, Basidiomycota, Agaricomycetes, Agaricales, Mycenaceae. The record is from the annotation of a GenBank genome assembly.